Messenger RNA from Candoia aspera, 867 nucleotides. It is a transcript of the gene TP53RK, whose product is annotated as TP53 regulating kinase. Gene Ontology annotation, biological process: protein phosphorylation. The transcript is spliced from 2 exons. Gene Ontology annotation, molecular function: protein serine/threonine kinase activity; ATP binding. The coding region runs from base 1 to 768 and encodes 255 amino acids. NCBI's taxonomy places the organism in Eukaryota, Metazoa, Chordata, Lepidosauria, Squamata, Candoiidae. Gene Ontology annotation, cellular component: nucleus; cytosol; EKC/KEOPS complex. The record is from RefSeq and is a predicted model, not a curated record.
AUGCGUAGUAAGAGAGGGACGUGGCCUGGCCAUUUUGCCAUGAUGGCGGGAUCACACUCCGAGAGGCCGGUCGAAGCCGAUCCACCAGGAUUCCCUCCGCCCAUGGAGGGGCUGCAGCUGAUCCAGCAGGGGGCCGAAGCCCGCCUCUAUCGGGGCCAAUUCUUAGGCAGGCCGACCGUGAUGAAACUCCGGUUCCCGAAACGUUACCGGCACCCAACGCUCGACGAGAGGCUCAGCCACAAGCGAACGGCGCAGGAGGCCCGUUCGUUGCUACGCUGUCGACGGGCAGGGAUUUCUGCACCUGUUGUGUACUUUGUGGACUAUGUUGCCAACUGUAUAUAUCUUGAAGAUGUUGUAGGCUCAAUUACUGUUCGGGACUAUAUAAUCUCCCAGCAGCAAUCCAGUGAAGGCACCAGCAGUCUUGUUCUAUUAGCUGAAAAGAUAGGUGGGAUAUUGGCACAAAUGCAUGAUGAAGACCUUAUACAUGGGGAUCUCACAACUUCUAACAUGCUUUUGCGACCACCAGUGGAGAAUCUGGAGUUGAUGUUAAUAGAUUUUGGACUAAGUUUUAUUUCUGCCCUUCCUGAGGAUAAGGGUGUUGAUUUGUAUGUCUUAGAGAAAGCCUUUUUGAGUACCCAUCCAAACACAGAAGCUCUGUUUGAAGCACUCUUGAAGAAAUACUCAGCUGCAUCCAAAAAAUCAAUUCCAGUGAUUAAAAAACUGGAUGAAGUACGAUUAAGAGGAAGAAAAAGAUCUAUGGUUGGAUAAAGAAUGCAAACAACACAGGGAAAAAAGGAAGAGGAACUUUAAUACGUGCUUUAAAUAUUCCCAGUUAUGUCCGAUAAUAAAAUUGAACUUGGCUGUUUU